This is a messenger RNA of Eruca vesicaria subsp. sativa (arugula), 858 nucleotides long. NCBI's taxonomy places the organism in Eukaryota, Viridiplantae, Streptophyta, Magnoliopsida, Brassicales, Brassicaceae. The record is from the annotation of a GenBank genome assembly.
AUGGCUUGUACUGGAAUUGUUGCGAAAGCUGGCUACUCGACUUCAUCAUCAGGACCAACCAAUGAGCCUGUUGUUUCUGUUGAUUGGCUCCACUCUAAUCUUAGGGAGCCUGAUUUGAAAGUGACUGCCUCUUUUGUGCCAUUUGUUAUCUAUCGACUGACAUACUUAAAUGAACUUGUUUCUGUUCUGUUUUGCUCCGGUUUUGGAUGCGUCAUGGUUGCUCAUAUUCCCGGUGCUCUCUUCUUUGAUUUGGAUGGAAUAUCAGAUCGAUCAACAAGUUUGCCACAUAUGUUGCCGUCUGAGGAAGCUUUUGCUGCUGGUUGUUCUGCUCUUGGAAUUGAGAACAAGAUGGAGUCGUUGUUUAUGAUGCAAAGGGGAUCUUUAGUGCAGCACGUGUAUGGUGUUUGUGUUUUUUUGCGAAGGAUGUUCCGUGUUUUUGGACAUGAGAAAGUGUGGGUGCUCGAUGGAGGUCUACCGAGAUGGCGUGCUUUUCAGGUUAUGAUGUUGAAUCUAGUGCAUCAGGUCAGCCCUGAAACCUUUAAAACGAAGUUCCAGCCACAUCUAGUGUGGACACUUGAUAAGGUCAAGAACAAUAUGAAGGAGCAGACACAUCAACACAUAGACGCUCGUUCCAAAGCAAGGUUUGACGGUACUGCUCCAGAACCCCGUAAGGGAAUAAGAAGCGGUCAUAUUCCCUGGAAGCAAAUGUAUUCCUUUUCCACAGGGACUGUUCCUUGGCUCAGCUUUAGGUGGACGAGUUGGCUGAGAGUCGGCACUCUCCACCAUGUUUAUCACAAGAUUGGUCGCCUUGGAAAGGUCUGGAAACUCGAUCAGGUUCUUGCAGCUUGUGAAAUUUAG